Molecule: messenger RNA, 1217 nt
Organism: Exophiala viscosa
Lineage: Eukaryota; Fungi; Ascomycota; Eurotiomycetes; Chaetothyriales; Herpotrichiellaceae
Product: DHS-like NAD/FAD-binding domain-containing protein
Exons: 2
Coding region: 1-1119 (372 amino acids)
Biological process (GO): fatty acid alpha-oxidation
Cellular component (GO): peroxisome
Molecular function (GO): catalytic activity; thiamine pyrophosphate binding; magnesium ion binding
Source: RefSeq, a predicted model, not a curated record
AUGUUCGGUCGCCCUGGUCCUGCAUUUGUUGACCUGCCCGCGAAUCUAAUCUUGGGAGACUUUGAUAUCCCAAGACAACAACUAUCGCCAUUGAUCGAAGCACCCAAGUCAAUUGCGCCAGAUAAUAAGAUAAAAGACGUUGUGGAAGCUCUCAAGACAGCCAAAGCACCUUUGGUGAUUCUGGGCAAAGGAGCAGCGUACGCACGUGCUGAGCAACAGAUCCGGAAUCUGAUCGAACACACCGGCAUACGUUUUGUCCCAACACCCAUGGGAAAAGUUAUUGUGCCUGAUUCGAGCGUGUACAACGUUUCUGCUGCCAGGUCAACCGCACUCAAGGGUGCUGACGUUGUCUUGGUUCUCGGCGCAAAGUUGAACUGGAUACUUUCCUUCGGACUGGCUCCCAAGUGGAAUCCAGCUGCAAAGGUCAUUCAGGUAGACCUGGUUGCUGACGAGCUCGGAAAGAAUGGAGGUGAUCCAGCACUGAGCCUUGUCGGAGAUGUUGGCCUGGUAGUUGAUCAGAUUAUCUCCGAGCUGGGAGGAUGGCGCUGGCAAGGACAGUCUUCGGCGUUCUUUCGCGAGCUUCAAGCUGCCAAGUCCAGGAAUGAGGAGAAGGCGGCGAAAAAGGCCUCAGUCAACAAGAUCCCUAUGCCAUUUGAGCGAGCCUCCGGUAUCAUCAAAUCCACCUUGAACAGCCUGUCAGUCCCUGAAAACGGUGAUAUCGUUUACGUCUCCGAAGGAGCCAACGCCAUGGAUAUUUCCCGGUCGAUAUCCACCAUGGAGCAUCCUCGGACGCGGCUGGAUGCUGGCACGUAUGCCACUAUGGGUGUUGGGUUGGGCUAUGCGAUCGCGGCUUACGCCGCAUAUAACUUUCCAGAGCCUGAAGGAUUAGCUGGCAGCCCAGGCCGGAAGAAGAUCGUGGCCAUUGAAGGUGAUAGUGCCUUCGGCUUCUCUGCGGUGGAAGUCGAAAGCAUGGCACGAUUCCAGAUGGACGUCUUGAUCUUUGUGAUGAAUAACAGUGGUUUAUAUCGAGGAGACACAGAUUCAGCCGAGAAAUAUGCUGAACGCCAAAGAAAUACUGUUGCUGGAACCACUACCGAGGGCAAAGGUCUUACAGCUUGAUCUCUCGGAUACCAAACUAAUUAUCACAAGAUUGCCAAAAUGGCUGGUGGUAUAGGAACUGAGGCUCGCACACCCGACGAAUUGAAAGAAGCUACAAA